UAAAAGGGGAAGUUGGUUUCUUGAACUGUUGAAUUUCAUGAAUUUAAAUAUUUUCACUUUGAAAGCUCCAACCAAAGGAUCUACUUGUCCUCCUCUUAUUGGCGUGGACUUCUUUGGUGAUGAGUGUCAUUACAGUCCAGAGUGUGAAAAUGGUGACAGCCAACAUGUUACUGAGUGUCUUCUUUGUUUCAGGUGCUUUGGCUGACUGUCCUGCUGAUCCAGCCCUAUUCAUUACUGCACCAAAGAACAUGGAAGCACUGAAUGGAUCUUGUCUGCAAAUUCCAUGUAACUACAGCGCUGAAUCGGGGACGGUAUUCGACAUCACCAAAACAACCUUCGGAGUGUGGAUUAAAAAUAACCUUGAUUUUGCCAACAAUCCAAACAAUGUGAUUUUUAAUGGCAGCAAGGCAAAUAAUAUCAACCCAAUACAUAUUACUGGAAACUUGAGUUUGAGAAACUGCACCACUUUAUAUUCCAGUUUAAUCACAAAUUACACAGACACAUACUUCUUCCGAAUUGAGAGCACGUCAUUCAGGGCAACAGCUUCUUGUGAUCCUCUUCAAAUAACAGUUAAAGAUUCUCCUCAGAAGCCCAGCAUUGAAGUCCCACGUGAUCUGAAGGAGAAGGAGUUUGUCACUAUAACCUGCUCAGCUUCCACUCCCUGUCCACACUCCCCUCCUAAACUCACCUGGAAUCUCACACAAGACCCUCACAACACAAUAGAGGAUAACACAGAUCAAACCUUCACAUCUAAAAUCCAGGAGACCAUCACUCUGUCAGACAAACAUGAUGGAGUCACCAUCACCUGUUCUGCCACAUAUCCUGUGGAUGGAGGAAACUUCAAGACAGCAGAGGAGAGAAAGACUCUCAAUGUUUCAUAUGCUCCCAAGGACACCUCAGUGUCCAUCAGUCCAUCGGAUCUGGUGUCAGCAGGUAGCUGGGUGAACCUGACCUGCUCCAGCAGAGCCAAUCCUCCCGUCAGCAGCUUCACCUGGUUCAAGACCAGCAAAGAUGGACCCAUCAAAGUGUUUGACAGAGACUAUUACAGCUUUAAUGUGACAGAUGGAGGCAUUUAUUACUGUGUGGCCACAAAUGAUCUUGGUAAUGGAAUAUCACCAGAGAUCCAUCUUUAUAUUGAGGGAGGAGAUAGCUCUGUACAAUGGGCAGCAAUUCUUGGAGGAAUCUUUGGGAUCCUUGUUCUCAUCUGUCUGGUGGUCUGUGUUUGGCGUUUAAAGUCGACACAUUCAACUGCACAACAGACUCAGAGUCAAACAGAUGAAGAGCUGGUUGUUGAAGAGCAAGCAAGAAAAGCAGAAGAAGAAGACAUCCAUUAUGGAGAGAUCGACUUCUCGAAGCGGAGACCUGAAGCAUCCUCGGCCUCAAAGCAGGACAGUGGACAGCAGCAGGAUGUGCUGUAUGCACAGAUCAAAGUGUCAAACACAACAAACAGCUUAGGACAGACUGCUGACAGCCCAGAGGAUCUCUACGCACAAGUGAAGAAAAAAUAAGUGCUGUUUUGUUUGUGUAAAGACACAGAUUAGACCUGAAUUGAAUUCAUAUUAAAUAAACUGUAAGUUUUAUAAAUAAAGUAUGUUUUCAUGUUGGAUAAUGUAAAAAAAAAAGACACCAGAGUUUGGACAGGAAAAUAUCAUUUUCAUUGCCUACAAUUCAAUAAAUGCAAACUCAGAACCUCCA
Messenger RNA from Epinephelus lanceolatus (giant grouper), 1695 nucleotides. RefSeq names its product B-cell receptor CD22-like. NCBI's taxonomy places the organism in Eukaryota, Metazoa, Chordata, Actinopteri, Perciformes, Serranidae. The record is from RefSeq and is a predicted model, not a curated record.